AUGUCACCUUCCUCCACGGCUGCGAACAGCGGCGAGGACCGAUCGCGUGGACCUCCUCGUUGUGUUCCCGCUCCCGAUGUGGGACCACGACAACUGUUUGCCAUUGAUAUCACGUUGUGGAACCAGACCGGGCUAAAACUUGAGGCUUCAAUCAUGCUGUCGUUCUCACUCCUCAAGGCGACCGUCUGUCUCAUUUGGCCGUCCUCGGGAUGGACAACAUGUGGACAGAAACCAGCCAGCGCGUUUCCGUCGCUCCUCGAUGCUACACUCGACGACCUCAAUCGCGGUCUGAGCAGUGGAAUUUUCACCAGCGUCGACCUCGUUAAUGCUUACAUCGAGCGCAUUAAAGAGACCACGCCAACCCUCAACGCCGUCACCGAGAUCAAUCCGGAUGCCGUCUCCAUCGCCGAAACUCUGGACCUCAUCCGCCGCCAGGGCAGACCGCUUCUCGGCCCCUUACACGGCGUCCCCGUCCUGAUCAAAGACAAUAUUGCCACGGCAGACAAGAUGAAUAACACGGCCGGCUCUUAUGCCCUCCUCGGCGCUAAAGUCUCCGAAGAUAGCACCGUCGCCGCCAAGCUCCGGAAAGCGGGGGCGAUAUUGCUCGGCAAAGCACACCUGUCGCAGUGGGCCGAAUGCCGGAGCUCCAAUUCGAGCAAUGGGUGGUCAACGUAUGGCGGUCAGACCCUGGGCGCAUAUUACCCCUUUCAAGACCCAUCGGGUUCGUCGGGGGGCAGCGGCGUCGCGUCUUCGGUCGGUCUCGCGUGGGCGUCCCUGGGGACUGAGACAGCCGGCUCGAUUUUGUUGCCCAGUGACGUCAACAACGUUGUGGGCAUCAAGCCGACUCUUGGCCUCACCUCACGGUACCUCGUUGUGCCCAUCUCGGAGCACCAAGAUGUUGUUGGACCUAUCGCUCGGACCGUGAAAGAUGCUGCUCAUCUCCUGGGAGCCAUCGCCGGGGUGGACCCUAGCGAUAACUACACGUCUAAAUUUCCUUUCCCGAAGACACCAGACUACGCCGCGGCAUGCGUUAAGGGGGGGCUGCUGGGCAAGAGAUUGGGAAUUCCACGACAUGUGCUACACGACCCUCAAGAAGCCCCUCUUUCUAACUACUCGGUGACGGUAUUCGACUCGGCCGUCGACAUUCUCCGGUCUGCAGGUGCGGAAAUCAUAGACGACAUUGUUUUGCCAGGAUACAACAUGACCGAAAUCUCCGCGCUCCUCACCAAGAGCCUUCACGCAGAUUUCGCCGUUGCCAUAGAAAAGUACUUUGGGCAAUUGGCGGCCAACCCGUACAACAUCACCACGCUUCGUGAGCUCCGGGACUGGACCCAGCAUGACUCUCGCGAGCAAUGGCCUGAGAAGAACACACUCUCAUGGGACAACAACCUAGCAGAAGGUCUGCGGAACACAGAUUCGGAAUUUUGGGAUGUGCACCUCCGGCUUCUGUACCUGACUGGUCCCCAAGGAUACACAGGAGCUCUCAAGAACCAUUCUCUGGACGCGAUAGUACUGCCGACGGCGUUUGCCGUGAUGAAUGCUGCCAUAUCCGGUACACCGGUGAUAUCGGUACCGUUUGGAAGGCAUCCGGACGAUACCGAAAUUAUCAAAGACAAGACUGGAACGCUCAAUGCCGUGGCACCGAACUUACCCUUUGGCAUUGGUUUUGCGGGGGCUCCGUUCAGUGAGGAAACACUGAUUAGCAUCGCGUACGACUUUGAGCAGAAGGUCCAGGCCCGGGAGGUCAUCAAGCCCUAUAUAAAACCCAAGAGCGACCUAGAAGACAUAACAGUUUCGCACUCAACGAUGACGCCAAGUUACGUCCUUAGGUUGAUUGUCUUAUCAGUGUCUGGAAACCUAGUCCCCCUCACUGUUAUCAAGGGCGCCGGCCACGAGUAUAUCCCCCUCCCGGAGGGCGAGAACGCGACUGUUGCCGAUUUCCACUCAAUCCGAACAAACACGAAGGACUCACCUGCUCACUUCACCUCGGGUUUCUACAAGAUUGUCGCAGGACCCGCUCGUCCCGCGCACUACAACUUUGAGGAGACUAAGUACGUCCUCAACGGUCAAAUCGACAUCUUGGAUGAGGCUACUGGGAUCACCCACCAUCUAGUACCUGGAGAUUUUGCUUUCUUCCACGUCGGAUCCAAGGUCAAGUUCUCUACCAAGUCAGAAGGCCUUGCUUUCUACGCCGUUACCCGGCCCGUCAGAGUUCCCCACCCAAACCUGAAGGGUCGUGAGGAGGACGCAAAGUCUAAGUUAUAA
This is a messenger RNA of Colletotrichum abscissum, 2265 nucleotides long. RefSeq names its product amidase. The record is from RefSeq and is a predicted model, not a curated record. The transcript has 7 exons. Bases 1 to 2265 code for a protein of 754 amino acids. Lineage: Eukaryota; Fungi; Ascomycota; Sordariomycetes; Glomerellales; Glomerellaceae.